This is a messenger RNA of Salvia miltiorrhiza (redroot sage), 760 nucleotides long. RefSeq names its product probable calcium-binding protein CML31. The transcript has a single exon. Gene Ontology annotation, molecular function: calcium ion binding. The coding region runs from base 199 to 624 and encodes 141 amino acids. NCBI's taxonomy places the organism in Eukaryota, Viridiplantae, Streptophyta, Magnoliopsida, Lamiales, Lamiaceae. The record is from RefSeq and is a predicted model, not a curated record.
AAUAGUUCCGGUCAAAAUUCGCGUAAAACCCUAUAUAUUUCUUAUCAAUUGCGCGUGAGAUUUACUUCCACGAAACUGCUAUAUAUAUGUGUAUAUAUAAGCAUGGCGCAAGCGUUGUUCCGUUUGAAGGAGAUUCAAUCACUAAUUCUCUCUUAAUUAAAAUUUGGAGGUUUAAUUUAGAGACAUAUAUUGGAUUGGAUGGAAAAAUAUGCGCAAGUUUUCAAGCGAUUCGAUUGGAACGGGGACGGGAAGGUGUGCCCGGCGGAGCUGCAGCGGUGCGUGGGGGCGAUAGUGGGGGAGAUGACGGAGGAGGAGGCAGCGGCGGCGGUGGCGCUGAUGGAUUCGGACGGGGACGGACUGCUGAGCAUGGAGGAUUUGGUGAGAGUGGUGGAAGAGGCGGCGGAGGAGGAGAAGGCGAGCGAUCUGAAGGAGGCGUUCAAGAUGUACGAAAUGGAGGGGAGCGGGUGCAUUACGCCGUCCAGCCUCAGGCGGAUGCUCAGCAGAUUGGGGGAGCGGCGGAGCGUCGAUCAGUGCGGCGACAUGAUCGCCACCUACGAUCUCAACGCCGACGGAGUUCUCACCUUCGACGAGUUUCAACAUAUGAUGACGUCGCCCGCGCCAUGACCCUUCUUUUCUUCUAGCUAGGAAUUCUUUUCUUCUUUCUUUUCAGAUAUAUAUUCCUCACCAUUAUUUUUUUCUAUGGAUUUAUUCUUUAUAUGUAUAUGUACUAGUAUUCUUUUAUUGGAAUAUUCUUUUUAUA